This is a messenger RNA of Trematosphaeria pertusa, 1787 nucleotides long. Its product is annotated as acid phosphatase. The record is from RefSeq and is a predicted model, not a curated record. Bases 264 to 1673 code for a protein of 469 amino acids. The transcript has a single exon. Gene Ontology annotation, molecular function: acid phosphatase activity. NCBI's taxonomy places the organism in Eukaryota, Fungi, Ascomycota, Dothideomycetes, Pleosporales, Trematosphaeriaceae.
AUAUUCAUGAACACCUUCCUCUCUGCGUCCCUCUGACCCGCAACGGAGCCAGGCCCGCGCCGCCCUGCCCAUUGCCCUUGCAAUGAUGGCGCGCACCUGGCAGAGGAUAAAAGGGCCGCGGGCGCAGGACUACGACCUCCUGCCGCUGAGCGAGAAGCUGCCCGACUCGCCCUCCAAGUCCCGAAGAGAGCAACGUCGGACGAGCUUCAAGUGCCUCUGCUACACACUGGGUGGUGUGCUGCUCGUUGCACUCGGCACCAUCUAUGGCGUCGACAGGUAGGCGCUUCCGCCUCGUUGCGGCUCUCUUGUUCAGCACAUUGAUCCUCCCAAGGUCGCUCGCCGCGCCGACGACGAACAAGUCCUGCGACACCAUCGACGAGGGCUAUCGCUGCAGCCCCGAGAUCACCCACUUCUGGGGCCAGUAUGCCCUCUGGUUCUCGGUCCCGUCCGAAGUCGACGUUGACGCUCCCGAAGGCUGCUCCGUGAGCUUUGCCAGCGUCCUCUCGCGACAUGGCGGAAGAGACCCCACCAUGGGCAAGACCAUUGCCUACGGGGCGACCAUCGCGCUGAUACAGAACUCGAGCACCGCGUUCCCGGACGAGUUCGCAUUCUUGAAGGACUACAAAUACACGCUUGGCGCGGAUCAAUUGACGGAUGCGGGGCGGCAAGAGAUGGUGAACUCGGGCGCGCAUUUCUACCAAAGAUACAAGAAGCUGCUGAAGGAGAAUGCGCCAUUUGUGCGCUCCUCCGGGCAAGACCGUGUUGUCGAAUCGGCGAACAAGUGGCUCCAAGGCUACGCUCAAGCGGCAAAGCAGUCGUCGCCAGCCUCAAUCGACGUCACCAUCCCCGAGGGCGCCGGCAUCAACAACACCCUCUCGCACGAGAUCUGCACCGCCUUUGAGUCCGGGCCCGCCGACAAAAUCGGCGACGCCGCGCAGGACAUCUGGAUCGCCCAAUUCGUCCCCCCGAUCCAAGCCCGCGUCAACUCCAAGCUCGGCACCAACCUCAGCACCGCCGAAACCAUCUACCUCAUGGACAUGUGCCCCUUCGACACGCUCUCCUCGCCCACCGCCCGGGUCUCCGACUUCUGCCGCCUCUUCACCGAGGCCGAGUGGCACCAGUACGACUACUACCAGAGCCUGGGCAAGUACUACGGCUACGGGAACGGCAACCCGCUCGGCCCGACGCAGGGCGUUGGAUACGUUAACGAGCUUCUCGCGCGGCUGACCCAGACACCCGUGCAGGACCACACGAACACGAAUCAGACACUGGACGCGGAUCCCGCGACGUUCCCGCUGGACCGCAAAGCAUACGCCGAUUUCAGCCACGACAACGACAUGAGCGCCAUCUUCGCCGCGCUGGGCCUGUACAACAGCACGACGCCGCUGUCCAACACCAGCAUCGAGGAUACCACGGCAACGAACGGGUUCUCGGCGGCCUGGACCGUCCCGUUUGCCGCACGCAUGUACGUGGAGAAGCUGAGCUGUGAGGACGCGCAGGAAGAGUACGUGAGAGUCAUCAUGAACGAUCGCGUCGUGCCGCUGGAGUUCUGCGGCAGCGACGAGGCGGGGCGGUGCAGCUUGAGUGCGUUUGUGGAGAGCCAGAGCUUUGCGAGGGGCGGUGGGAAUUGGGAUCAGUGUUUUGCGGAUUCUGUGGCAUCCUCGCGCAGCUAGAUGUGUGUUGUAGAGGUAGCUGUUAUAAUAUUCGCCUCGGCAUAUAGCAGAUGAGUCGUACAUCUAUACUUGCGUGCAUAUACCAUUAUCGUUGCGUCAUUGCCUAUUCCUCCC